This is a messenger RNA of Penicillium cataractarum, 1344 nucleotides long. RefSeq names its product WKF domain-containing protein. NCBI's taxonomy places the organism in Eukaryota, Fungi, Ascomycota, Eurotiomycetes, Eurotiales, Aspergillaceae. The transcript has a single exon. The record is from RefSeq and is a predicted model, not a curated record. Bases 1 to 1344 code for a protein of 447 amino acids.
AUGGCCAAAGACACAUCGAAAGUCGGCGUCAAGUCGAAACACGCCAAAGAGGAUGCCGAUGUCGAGAUGCAACAAGCUACCUCUCCGGAAAAGACGCACAAGUCCGAGUCCAAAGACAAGAAGAAGCGCAAGAAGUCAUCUAGCGAGACCGACGGCGACGUGACGAGCAAGAAGAAGCGGCGGCACAACACAGACGACAAGCAAGAUAAAGAGGACGACAAGCCGAAGAAAAAGAAGAAGCGAGUCUCCUUCGGACCAGGCACGAAGACCAAGGACGCAGACAGCGAUAGCGACAGUCCCGCAGACGACGAACACGAUGACGACGACAAUGACAACGAUACCUCCGAGACCGUGAAGGACGCCGAAGUCGAAGCCAAGGAAGCCGAGGAGAAGCUGAUUGAGGAGAUGAAGAAGCGCAAGCGCGAGAACAAAAAGGCCCGCAAGGCCGGUGCUACGUCUACAGCUUCGUCUACCUCUACCGAAAAGAUUCACGAGACUCCCAUCCUCGGCUAUCUGAGCUGGUACUACCGUGAUCGCGCGUCAUGGAAGUUCCAAAAGAAUCGCGAAACGAACCUUUUCAAACACCUUUACUCGAUCGAGCAUGUUCCUGUGCAAUACAAUGUUCCUCUUUUGACCUACCUGCAAGGUCUGAAGGGCGACGCCGCUAAGACACGACUGAGCGAGGGUGCGGUGGCUGUUCUCAAGGGUGACAACGCCGAAUCCCCCGCCGAGUACCAAGAAGCCGUGAAUUCGUUCCGGUCAUUGUUGUCCGGCAGUGGAGAAGAGUUGAACGCCGCGGACUCGGUGGACGGGCUGGACGUGGAAACGACGAAGCGUCUCCGGAAGAGACAACGGGCAGAGCUGGUCUUCUUCUCUGUCACCGGCGAGCUAUUCGAUCGGGAGGAGGUUGUGCGCAAGCAAAAGGAAGCUGCGAAGGCGGAAGCGCAGAAGCUGAAGAAGAGGAAGAAUCGUACUGUCAUUGUGGAUAUCUCCAGCAGCGAGAGCGAUAGUGACGAGGACAAGCCUGCUAAGGCGAAGAAGCCCGCUGCCAAGGUGGAAAGCAGCGACGAUUAUACCAGCAGCAGUGGCACCGACAGUGAUGAUAGCACCAGCAGCAGCGGUAGCGAUUCAUCAAGCAGCGACAGCGAGAAAGAAGCACCCCCCGCGAAGAAACCUGCACCGACCAAGUCCGCCCUAAAGAAGAAGACUUUCCCCAAACCUGUUGCUCCCGUGAUGGAAGAACCUGCUCCGCCAGCGCCGAGCAAGAACAAGAAGAAGCAAAAGCGCAAGUUGCGUACUACGCAUAUUGAGAUCUCGAGUAGCAGCGAGAGCGAUAGUGAUUGA